AUGGGUGAUAACUCCAUUGUUGGUGCUGUUGCUGCUGCCUCUGCAAAUUUGUGUGUUUCUGAUUCUAUUCAAGGUAUUAUUCACCAAACGACAACGACAUUUACUCCUCAGCAGAAUGGUGUCUCUGAACACAAGAAUCAUCAGUUACUUGAAGUUGCCCGCUCCCUUAUGUUAGACAUGUCUGUUCCCCAUCAUCUUUGGGGGCAUGUUGUUUUAUCUGCUGCCUAUUUGAUUAAUCGUACUCCUAGCCGGGUUCUUGAUUUCAAGACUCCACAUGAUGUGUUUGGUGACCAUGUUUCCCUUGUCUCAGUCUCCAAGUUGCCCCCUAAAGUUUUUGGGUGUGUUGCCUAUGUUCAUGUGUACUCUCAUCAACAGAGUAAACUUGAUCCUUAUGCUUUGCGAUGUGACUUUAUUGGUUACUCGUCUAUUCAGAAAGGUUAUAAGUGCUGUCAUCCACUUACCCAGAAGGGGGAGAGGGAGAGUGAAUUGGAGAGUCUUGGACUGGAGAAUGAUAUUUUUGAAGAUACUGCUCUCGGGAAGGAAACGACAUGUCGCACUGAAGCAAGUGACCGGUCACCCAUAUCUGAAGAUGAAACUUGUGGUCCCUAUGAAGAAACGACUGAUCGCCCUUUAGAACUCGAUCAGUCGCCCAUAUCUGGAGAUGAAGUAGGUGCUCUCGAUGUCGAAACGACUGGUCACACUGAAGCAAGUGACCAGUUGCUUGUAUCUGAAAAUAAUGACAGUGAUUCUUGUAUGGAUGAGUUCAAUGCAAUACCCCCCCUCUGCCCUGCCAGUGCCCAAUCUACUCGUGAUAGUGAAUCAAGUGAGCAUAAAGCUGAUAGUUCCAUUGACCAUUACAAGGCUAGAUUGGUAGCAAAAGGUUAUACUCAGACCUAUGGAGUGGAUUAUUUGGAGACCUUUGCUCCAGUGGCAAAGCUCAAUACUGUGCGUGUACUAUUGUCCCUGGCUGCUAAUCGCGAUUGGCCCUUAUUACAAUUCAAUGUCAAAAAUGCCUUUCUACAUGGUGACCUCAAGGAGGAAAUUUACAUGGAUCUCCCUUCUGGUAUUCCUGUAACCUCUUAG
Messenger RNA from Prunus armeniaca (apricot), 1083 nucleotides. The record is from the annotation of a GenBank genome assembly. Lineage: Eukaryota; Viridiplantae; Streptophyta; Magnoliopsida; Rosales; Rosaceae.